AUGGAAGGCGAUGUUGUCUUGCUUGGAUUAAUGGACUGGAAUGCCGGCGGUUCGACGGCUACACAGUUUAUACCAUUACCAACGACAACUGAAGUGUGUUAUGAAUUGUUGACAGGAGGGGCACCACCAACACAACCUCAUGCUGCUGGAUAUGACCAACAGAGAACACCCUAUUCGAAUGGUAUAUCAUCAUAUAAUCAAGCUCUUAGUGAUACAAAUUUGUACAUAAAAAAUUUGCCAGCAGAUUAUUCUGAUAAAGAUCUUGCUGCACUUGUUGAAGGUUGUGGCAAAAUUAAGUCAAUGAAAGCAAUAAUUGAUAAACAAACGAACAAAUGUAAAGGUUUUGGUUUUAUUGAUUUUGAAUCCCAUGAAGAUGCCCAAAAUGCAAUAGCUGAAUUACAAAAAAAAGGCUAUACAGCACAAUUAGCUAAAUCAUCACAACAGCAAGAACAAGAUGAAACAAAUUUAUAUUUUGCUAAUUUGGAUACAAAUAUGACUGAACAAGAUUUACGAAUAGAACUGAGUAAACACGGAAGUGUUGUUAGUGUACGAAUUUUACGUGAUCAACAAAAACAAUCACGUGGUGUUGGAUUUGCACGAAUGAGUGAUAGAAAACAAUGUCAAGACAUUAUUGAUCAAUUCCAUAAUAAAACUUUUCCAGGUUUUACUGAUAAACCAGUACAAGUUAAAUUUGCUGAUGCUAGUAAAAAUAAAAAAAUAUAUAAAUCAACUUUAGAUGAAAUGAAAGGUGGUCCUCCAAUAUAUUCACCAAUGGAUCAACAAGGAUCUUAUCCACAUCAAGCUCUUGUCUAUUCUCAAUGGGGAUCGGGCCCACCACAACAAAUUCAAGCACAACAGGCAGCUCCACAUCAAAUGUAUGGACAACCAGCUCCAUUACGACAAUCAUUAGCGGGUUUUAACCAUCUAAAUCCUUCCUAUAUGCCAUUACAACAUGAACUUGGUACUGCAUUUGUGUUACCACAACAAUUACAACAGUUACAAAUAGCAAAUGGUCAUCAUGCUGGAGGAUAUUGUGUUCUUAAUCCUUCACAUCCUACAAUUUUUAUGCAAGCUCAACAACAAUCACAACAACAACAACUACACGAUCAAUAA
Messenger RNA from Adineta steineri, 1113 nucleotides. The record is from the annotation of a GenBank genome assembly. NCBI's taxonomy places the organism in Eukaryota, Metazoa, Rotifera, Eurotatoria, Adinetida, Adinetidae.